CCAGUUUACAAUGCUGUGUUUUCACCCUCGCCUGCUUCAAUGCGCCCGGUAGCUACACCCUUUCGCGCAUCCUCGCGAUCGAGUGGAGGGCCACAGUUCGCCUCGACCCCUCGGUUCUUCGUGUCACAGAGGACCCCCGCAUCGCAGCAGGCAACCCAGGACGCAUUCUCCACCGAAGACGACGGACCCCAGAGCACUCCGGUACCAACUGCCCGCUUUCUGAGGCGCGACAGGGGUGCGGUCUCGACGCCUCGCCAGAAGGAGAUCAUCGAAGAUUCAGACGAUACGGAAGACCACCAGCAAGAUGACACGCCACACAUACGCUCGGAGGAAACCAUCUUCGAUGACAGACAAACGCAGAGCAGCUCCCCUGUACCACCAGUAGAUGAAGAUUCCGAAUUCGAAGAUCUCUUCGCAACCAUUCAGGAGCGGAAAAAGCGACGUCGAAUCUCAGUGAACAAGGAUGCUCUCUCAUCCCAACCAGUAGCGACACAAUCAGACACAGAUCGGAUCGUAUCAUCGUCACAAGAUCAUCCCGCGUCUCCGACGCCUCUAGCCCAGUCCACAACUCCAGCUGCCCCCAAACAGUCUUCGAUCCAGACGCAAGCCACUCCAGCUCCUUCACAUCGUACCCCGGCAGCCACAGCUACACCCCGACCCACAGCGCCGGCAAGCAUCAACCCUCCAUCGACAACCAAUCCCCGUCGAUUCCUCUUUUCAACAUCCCACCUACCUCCAAGCACCCAACCCCAAACAAGCAGCAAACCAUGGGUCUCCGCAUCGACACAAGAGCCACCACCCUCGUCUCAGCGACGUAAACCACCAGCCUUCGUGCUCCCUCGCUCACCGUCCCCCUCGCACAUGGACGACGAGCUCGCUGCCCUACCGACCCCGUUCUCACCAUCCUCGCGUGCGCUGCGUCGACGCGGACGUGCACGUGGUCCCGCCCACGCUUAUCUCCCUGACGGGAUGGCUGCUGAAGUGCGCAGCUGGGUUCUAGAAAUGGGCACCCGACACGAACAGCAGCGACAGACGGGUGUGGCCCGGCGCACAGGAGCGGAUCCCUCCCGGAGGGAUCCGUGGUACAGUCCGACCGUGGUUCGGAUCGAGAGUGUGCAACAGUCUGCUCUGCCGAGCUGCGGUCCUCUUGCAUUUGUGUGCGGGCAUGAGACCGAUGCUCCUGGUGAUGAGGUAAGGACAGAGGCAGAAACAGACUCACGGCUCAGAAACCUGCUUCUCAUCGGGUCACCCCGGUCUCGGUCUGAGACGGUGAUACAGUCCCGGCGGCGUGUUACCUCAACAGUGCCUGAACUUCGCCCUGGAUAUGCCAUCGGCAUUUGUCGAGGGUUGACCUGGGAUAUCGUUCUGGGGGAGAGUGACAUAGGGGUGGCAAUCAGGGACAACCCCUCUAUCGAUACUGCUAUGCAAGCGUCAGGUAGGUGGACCGUAGUCCUGGAAUGGGAGCUGGUCUCCGAGGUAGACGGUUAAGAAGUGCAUAAAUUAGAUACCCUACAUGCAUGAGAAUGAGAU
Messenger RNA from Aspergillus uvarum CBS 121591, 1530 nucleotides. RefSeq lists its product as uncharacterized. NCBI's taxonomy places the organism in Eukaryota, Fungi, Ascomycota, Eurotiomycetes, Eurotiales, Aspergillaceae. The transcript has 2 exons. The coding region runs from base 40 to 1488 and encodes 482 amino acids. The record is from RefSeq and is a predicted model, not a curated record.